Messenger RNA from Suillus paluster, 507 nucleotides. RefSeq lists its product as uncharacterized. The record is from RefSeq and is a predicted model, not a curated record. NCBI's taxonomy places the organism in Eukaryota, Fungi, Basidiomycota, Agaricomycetes, Boletales, Suillaceae. The transcript has 3 exons. Bases 1 to 507 code for a protein of 168 amino acids.
AUGGAUUCCCACGAGCAUCCAAUUGACAAAGCUCAGUGGUUACAAGACGAGCGCAUCAAAGCUGACUGGAAUUUCUUUGUCACGUGGGAUCAGUGGGUGCCACUGAAGUUGUGGCCGACUCCAUCCCCUCAAAAAGACAUGAUUCCUGUCGGUCUCAACAAAUUUCGCAUUCGACCUAAACGACCAACUACAUCCCGCACCAUUCAACCAAAGAAACAUCCAUCCUCAGUCAUACAAACACAACCGGAUCGUGCAGACGCACUUUCCAAGAAUAUUUUGGCCAUGAAAGUAAUAUUUGACAUGGGCUGGAGCACUGAAGCCGAUGACCCGCUGACCAUGGAGACGCCAACUGGAACAUCAUCGGCCAGUGAACACUUUGGAGGUCAAACAUUCAACAUGUGCUGGGACACUGAGGUUGAUCUGGCGCCGAUCAUGAGCGAGGAUGCAGCGAGACCUGCUGCCGCAGGUCAGUACAAUCUUUGUUGGGAUGAUGAACCGACCCAUUAA